UUUUAACUUUGGCCCUAAUUUUUUUUUAACUGAUUCCUCUAAACUCGAGAACAAGAAGACUCUCUCUGCUUUCGACCUUUUUCCCCCUCUCUCUGGGAUCUCCAGAUUUCUCUCCCCUUUUCCUCUCGCUUUCGUUUGCCACCUGAAAAACUCGAUUUCGCCGGCGGAAAGGGUCUCCGUUUCUCUCGCCGGCAGAUCGAUUCUCAAAUUUCUCGAUUGAUUAACUUAUAUUCUCUUUAGGUCUUCAUUAAGGCCUAAAACCUCCUCGCUCUCGAAACCUCAAUUUACCCCUUCGUCGUUCACAGUUUCAUUUAUGUCGCUUAGGGUCACCUUAACAUACUCCAGCUAUGUCGCUAGAAACAUUGCUUCAUCUGCCGCGACUCGCGUCGGUACCACCGGCGACGUCCGAUCAUGCUUCGAGUGCUGGCUCCGUCCCAGAUUCUUCGGCCACAGCCAGAAACCCGAUAUGGAUAAAUCUCCCGGAUCCAGCACCUGGACCACCGGUCCUAGCUCUCUUGCCCGACCAGCUUCCAGGUAUAGCACCAUCGCGAGGGGAAUCAUCGAAGAAGGAAGCCAGAGUCCGCUUGUGUUGGGGGUGAUCUCCAUCAUGAAAUUAACCGCAGCUCCAGAGUUCUUGGGGAUGAACGUCCUCGGGAUCUCGCCAUUGAAGACUUCUUCGGUAAUCCCGUUCCUUAGAGGGUCUAAGUGGAUGCCUUGUAGCAUUCCGGCGACAUUAUCAACGGAGAUUGAUAGGGGAGGAACGGCGUCUGAUGCCAAAGUGAAGCUGGCGCUAAGUAGUAAAACCCCCAAUGUUGGAAACGGAUGGGUUAAUAAGCUGUUGAAUAUCUGCUCGGAGGAUGCUAAAGCUGCUUUCACGGCGGUGACUGUCUCUCUCCUAUUCCGUUCGGCAUUGGCCGAGCCAAAGUCUAUACCUUCAACAUCUAUGUACCCUACUCUCGACGUGGGUGAUCGUGUUAUGGCCGAGAAGGUCUCGUACUUUUUCAGAAAGCCAGAGGUUUCGGAUAUAGUCAUCUUCAAGGCUCCUCCCAUUUUGGUGGAACAUGGUUACAACUGUACGGAUGUUUUCAUAAAAAGGAUAGUUGCAAGCGAAGGUGACUGGGUUGAAGUUUGCGAUGGAAAGCUCUUAGUGAAUGACACCGUUCAAGUAGAGGAUUUUGUCAUAGAGCCAAUUAACUAUGAAAUGGAACCAAUGUUCGUCCCAGAAGGUUAUGUCUUUGUCCUAGGAGACAACCGGAACAAAAGCUUUGACUCUCAUAACUGGGGUCCACUUCCAGUAAAGAAUAUAAUUGGAAGAUCCGUGUUUCGGUAUUGGCCACCGAGCAAAGUUUCAGACACAAUACACCAUGACAAAGUUAUCGAAAAGGGAGCUGCUGUUGAUGUUUCAUGACCGGUACAGGUGUGUGGAGGGUUCUUAAGAUUAAGCAGGAAAUUGAAUAGAUGAGGUGUGCCAUCCAUUUUGGCUCCGAAGCUAACAGAGAAAUUCUUUCGUUCUGUGUACUUCUAUGGAAGACAUGGAAUGCAUUAGAUCCUAAAAGAAAAACCAAGGAAAAUGAAAAUUCCCAGCAUUUUUGCAGUGAUUUUUGUUGAAACCUAUAAUGCAAUCAUUUGUAAUGGCAGUCGUUGUCAAACAUAAGCGUAAAGUGAGUACCCUGCUUCUUCUGAUUCAUCCGUAAUAGUUGCAUAUUAACACACGAUUGCUCCAGGUGCUCAGAUGCACAUCCUUUUGACAUUUUGAUUGCAAUGCAAAGACAAGAGUCGAG
Molecule: messenger RNA, 1781 nt
Organism: Thlaspi arvense
Lineage: Eukaryota; Viridiplantae; Streptophyta; Magnoliopsida; Brassicales; Brassicaceae
Source: the annotation of a GenBank genome assembly